Molecule: messenger RNA, 826 nt
Organism: Effrenium voratum
Lineage: Eukaryota; Dinophyceae; Suessiales; Symbiodiniaceae
Source: the annotation of a GenBank genome assembly
AGGAGUUGUGUCCGAGGCGACCACAUCACGCGGUAUGCGAGCCAUGCGCGAGGCGAUCUGCAUUCACAUCGGCCAGGGCGGCGUGCAAAUUGGCAACGCCUGCUGGGAGCUCUUCUGCCUGGAGCAUGGCAUCCAGCCGGAUGGUCAGAUGCCGUCGGACAAGACCAUUGGCGGCGGGGAUGAUGCGCGCCUUCGUCCACCACUACGCGGGCGAGGGCGUGGAGGAGGGGGAGUUCUCCGAGGCGCGGGAGGACUUGGCGGCCUUGGAGAAGGACUACGAGGAGGUCGGCAUCGAGACAGCCGAAGGAGAGGGGGAGGAGGAAGGCUACGGCGACGAGUUCUAGGCACUGCUGAGCUGCCGAGCCGAGGGGCCAUUUGUGGACGGUCCAGCGUAUGGCAGCGUCUGGAGUCUGUGAAGCAGCACUCAGGUGCGGAUGUGCCCACGACUGUCUCCAUGCUGGUAAGUGUGCUGGGGAAGCACACUACCCUUCACUACGAAGCAGAUGGUCAAAAGGUCUCCACAACAGGCGGCAACGAGUUUUCCAGCGACUCCGACACAGCUUCCCUGCCCAGCCUGCCCACGAGUUGGCAGGACUCGGCUGAAGCUCUUUGCGGCUACUAUGGUUACUACCAGCCGCAAGUCUACCAGGAGGCGAUGUGCUCAAUACCCAACUCUGGCCAAGGAUUUUGGGACACUGGCGCCGUCGCUGCUGGCGCCGGCGCCGUGACCGCGAUGCCGGGAAGGUUCUGCGUCUUCUGCGGCAAGCCCAAGCACAGCUCGACUCAGCGAUUUUGCUCGCACUGCGGCGAGCCCGUGGUGGCGUGA